UGACCAAAUUUGAACUAGCUUCAUUGCAGUCAGGUGCUGGGUUUCCACUAGAUUGUACGCCACAAAUUCAAAAUAGUCCAUCUGAGCGCAAAAUGGCUACAACUUGUUAUAAUGCGUUUCAGUCAGAAACAACAUCGAUUAUGGCCGUUGUCGUUGACACGACAAUGACAGAAAUUAGCCGAUUUCUGCCCACCGUGCCAAACUCUUACCCUAACGUUAGCAAUCCGGAGAGAGAGCUUUGCAAAAUUAUGAAUCUUGUAACAGGGGAGGCUAUUAGGAAAAUCUGCCAACUAUUCCUAGUGGCCUCCUCAAGUUUACAUAAUGAGAACGAUAAACUGAAGACCAAGGUGGAGCAGAUGGAUGAAGUUCUGAAAACCAAGGUGGAGCAGAUGGAUGAAGUUCUGAAAACCAAGGUGGAGCAGAUGAAUGAAGAUAUGAAAACCAAGGUGGAGCAGAUGAAUGAAGAUAUGAAGGCAUUGACUGAGAAGGCUGAACAUUAUAGAGCAUCACUGGCUAAAAUGCAGACACAAGCAGAACCGAAAGGACCCACGCAUAUUCUGCUUAAUGGAAUGAUUUUUGCAAUACCACCAGUUGGUCUCCCAAUAUUGUCUGGAAUGACAGCGGCUUCAACAUUGCCAGGGAAUGUCAGUCAAGCAAACCCAGUCACUAACGCCAUGUCAGUCUCUGCAGGUCCUGCAAAGGUUUGCAGCAAACCCACAGAGAUGUCUUCAUUGGAGAAUGACUCCUCUCUGGGAGACACAGAUGGACUGAAUACAGACCCCUCCCCAAGAGACACUGAAUCCAACGUUGAGCAUAUGAGAGCUGCUCUGCCAGGGAGCAACGAGAGAGACGGCCAUGAAAGCCAGAAAAACAGCAAUACUACUAAAAGGAUGCGAUCCAAAGAAACCAAAUGCUUCAAGUGUGAUGUUUGUGAGAAGACCUUCAGCCGGAAGAACCUACUGGUACAACACAAGCUAACUCACACAAGACCCUUCAAGUGUGAUGUUUGUGAAAAGACCUUCAGCAGGAAGGGGUCACUGGAAGCUCACAAGCUAAUUCACACACUGGUACAUCAGAUGCUAAUUCACACAGGAGAGAGGCCAUUCGCUUGUGGUCAAUGUGGCAAAACAUUCAGAAUGUCCAAGCAGCUCGAACAUCACAUGGUGCGUCACAGAGAAAAAACAUUCAGUUGCAAAGUCUGUGGAGAUGUUUUGUCUACCAAGAAAGAUCUGAAACGACAUCAGCUUGUUCAUGCAGUGGAGAGACCGUUCAAGUGCCUGACUUGUGACAAGGGUUUCACGUCAAGGAAACUGCUUAUUGAGCACGAGAGAAUCCACACCGGUGAAAAACCAUACACCUGUGCUGUGUGUGGAAAGAGUUACAGACAGCAUGGUGGCCUAAAUAUUCAUAUGCGACGACAUACAGGUGUACGUCCGCAUUCAUGUUCAGAGUGUGGUAAGGGUUUUAUGACAAGCAGCAGCCUCAAAAACCACAUGGUUGUUCAUACAGGGGAGAAGGCAUUUACAUGUGAGACAUGUGGAGCUGCUUUCGGCCAUAAAGGAAACCUUGUGAGACACCAAGUGCUUCACACAGGGGAGAGACCAUACAAAUGUGAAGUGUGUGGGAAAAGCUACCUUCAGUCCACCGACCUAAAAGCUCACAUGCACCGUCAUGGGGCAACCAAACCAUUUAUGUGUGACCUAUGUGGGAAGACUUUUAUGUACAAUUUUCAAAUGAGACGACACCAUCUAAAAUGGCACACAGCUGAAGGAGAGAAGCAGAGGGAACGACAGAGAAGAGAGAGAACGAGAAUCGCCAGGAGACCGGGAACCUCAACAAAGCCAUUCAGUUGUGACAUAUGUUUGAAUGGCUUCAGUUCCAUGCUAACUCUGAAAAACCAUCAACGAAGUCACACGGGACAAAAGCAAUACUCUUGUUCCAUUUGCGGAAAGAACUUUGCCUAUAAAAAUACUUUGGAUUAUCACAUGAGACUUCACAGUGGGGUGAAGCCCUACCCUUGUAAAUACUGUGAAAAGAAAUUUGUUCUUAGGCAAGCUCUAGAAGGACAUGAGCGAACCCAUACAGGUGAAAAGCCCUUCAAAUGCAGUUAUUGUGACAAGACUUUCUCAGUCAACACCAAUCUCAAAAGGCAUGAGCGAGUCCACACGGGAGAGAAGCCAUUCAAAUGUGACGUCUGCGGGAGAGGUUUCAGCCAAGCCAACAACGUCAAAGCCCACAUGCAAGUCCACACUGGAGUUAGGCCUUAUUAUUGUAAGAGAUGUGGAAAGGGCUUUUCUGACAUAAGACACUACAAAAACCAUAGCUGUAAUGGUGUGGCAGCAACACGUGAUCGGUCUCGUAAAUCUUCAGACCGCUCUUUCAGAAAUAAGAAAGGAGGUGAAGACAGCAGUGCUUGUCAUAAUGCUGCUGUGAUGUCGACUCAGUGAUAUAAUCUCUAUCAUUCACAGUGGGGCAACUUCCUGCUUUCAGACAUCAGGAACAACAUGGAUGUAUUCAGUAGGGUGAUAAGUUCUCGGGUGAGUUUCUGGAAAGCCUUGUAGAAAAUUAGAAAACGUUCUUUAGGAAAUGAGAUGAGUGCCUGCUGUAAUGCUUGGAGAUCUUGCUGUAAGUCUUAGGGUCAUUGUUCAUUAGCCCACAUUCUCAUGGACGUGUUUAUUUCUGACUGCUGAAUCAUUUACAAUGUUUUUUUCUUUCUAUUGUGUAAAUCAUUAAACACCUAAUUCAUGUGUAAAUA
Messenger RNA from Oncorhynchus keta (chum salmon), 2755 nucleotides. RefSeq names its product zinc finger protein 678-like. Lineage: Eukaryota; Metazoa; Chordata; Actinopteri; Salmoniformes; Salmonidae. Gene Ontology annotation, cellular component: nucleus. Bases 93 to 2447 code for a protein of 784 amino acids. The transcript has 4 exons. The record is from RefSeq and is a predicted model, not a curated record.